CAUUACACAAAUCUCCGAAAACACUUACUAGCUAGCUAGUCAACACUCUUAAGUAAACUCGAGUCUUUUUCUCCUCAUAAAUAGCAACUAUGGCCUGCUCUAGCUUUGUCAAGAUCGCCUGCGUUGUUGUCAUUGCCAUGGUGGUGGUGGCUGCGCCUGCCGCCGAGGCAUUGACCUGCGGGUUAGUGACGAAAAACCUCACGCCGUGCGUUAAGUACAUCAAGACCGGCGCGGGGAAAGUCCCCACAGCGUGCUGCUCUGGGAUUAGGAAUGUGAACAGCUUGGCAAAGACCAAAACAGACCGCCGUGCCGUUUGCAAGUGCCUGAAGGAUAGAGCUAGCGCCAUCAAGAGUCUCAAGAGCAACGUCGUCGCCGGACUUCCCAGAAAGUGCGGAGUAAACAUUCCUUACAAGAUCAGCCUCUCCAUCAACUGCGACACUGUGAAUUGAAGUUGAAGGACAAAAAGUAGCCAUGUGCAGCCAUCGGAUAUGCGUAGAAUGAGCAAAAAGUGUGUGGGUGUUCAUGUGACCCUAAACAUAUAAUUAUCUCCUCUUUAGGGAGUCGUAAGUUUUAUGGUUUUAUAGUUAAUUUCGUCUACAACAGAAUAAAGGAUAUCUAUCGGGUUCUCAAGAUAUCCACAACGAUCUGUAUUAAGCUACUCCAAAGGGUGUGCAAUAUUAAUCGAUUUUGUUUGUUUUUGUUUUUG
Messenger RNA from Morus notabilis, 706 nucleotides. Its product is annotated as non-specific lipid-transfer protein 1. The record is from RefSeq and is a predicted model, not a curated record. NCBI's taxonomy places the organism in Eukaryota, Viridiplantae, Streptophyta, Magnoliopsida, Rosales, Moraceae. The transcript has 2 exons. Gene Ontology annotation, biological process: lipid transport. Gene Ontology annotation, cellular component: membrane. The coding region runs from base 90 to 449 and encodes 119 amino acids. Gene Ontology annotation, molecular function: lipid binding.